GAGUUCAGUUCUCUCUCAGUUAGUAUCAAGUAGGUGCGCUUCCUAUAGGGAUUUAAUAGAUUCUUUGAUGAUACUCGGUUUGAUUCGUCAUUAAAUUUUUUUACACUACUUGCAUUACUUACCUGAAAUUUUAUUAGAAUUUUAGGUUCAUUUUUUGAAAAUUUUCGAACAUUUGACAAUUUUGUGAAAAAAUCCUGUGGUUAUAGGUGAUAUAUUGUUAUAGUCUGUGUUCUUUUUUUUUUUUUUUACCUAAAGUUUAAUAACUAUAAUUUGUGAAAAAUGAAUAGAUCUGGAGUUUUAACGAUCUUUCUUGUUCUGCUUUUUACACGAGGUUUUUCAUACCCAAAUGUUAAAACUGCGGACUAUGCAGACGACACUCCUGACGAUGAUGAUGAUGAUGAUUCUGAAACUAAUAAUCCAAAGGAAGAAAAUAGUAAACCAAUUCGAUUGAUAUCGAAAGAUUCAACUAUUGAAGUUUUUCCUGAUGAACAAAUAAUUCUACCCUGUGAAACAGUUAAUGGAGAUGAUCCAGUGGUAACGUGGAAUAGAAAAAUUAAAGGCGACAAUGAUGUAUUAUUUUUUGGUGAUGCUUCUUUAAUUCAAGAUGAAUCGGACAAAAUGAGAAUAAGCAGAACUCACAAUAACAGUCUUGUGAUUAAAAAUGCACGAAUUGAAGAUAGUGGAACUUAUGUGUGUCAAUUGAAUGUUGCUGCAAUUGAAAAUAAUCCAAAUAAUGUCACAUAUACUGUUCGUGUUAGUAACAAUCAACAAACAUUGAAAAUAUCACCUGGAAAAUCAGUUACAGUUAAUGAACGAGAAGAUAUAAUGUUGAGUUGCAAUAUUGUUAGUAAAGAAGAUCCUGUUUCUCUUAUCUGGACUCAUGGAAGUCACAAAUUGCAUCCGACAUUGAGACAAAAUAAAAUGGCUCAAGUUCACAUAAAACACGCUACCAGACAUCAUGCUGGAUUUUAUCAAUGUUUGGCAGAUUUUGGUCCAGGAAGAGAUCCUCUUCAUAAUGUUAUUGAUGUUUCAGUUCGAUAUGCUCCUGAAGUAGAGGUUUUACAUGAAUAUGUUCACAGUGGAAUUGGAGAAACUGCAAAUUUAACAUGUGUUGUUCAUGCUUUUCCAGUUGCAAAUAUUUCUUGGUACAAAAAAGAAGGAGAUGCUUCAAAAUUAAUUUCCAAUUCAAAUCAUAUUGAUAUUAAAGAUGGCAAACAUAUUCAUAAUCUUACCUUGAAGGACAUUCAAAAACAUGAUUUUGGAAAAUAUCUUUGUAGAUCAAGUAAUGUUUUGGGAACUCAUCAAAAAGAAGUAGAACUCACUGGAUCUCCUUCAAGAGCUAGAUUCUUUGAACGUUAUUUAAAAGAUGAUGAUAAAACUAUUGUUCUCAAGUGGGAAGUUGAAAGUUUCUCACCCAUUACCGGUUAUGAAUUGAGGUAUCGCAAAAAUGAAAACAGUGACUGGAUAGUAGAGAAGCCUAAUAGAGUUAUUUCCGGAAAUGAAGUCAAUAAAUAUAUUGCUGAACACGCUAUUCAUAAUUUGGAACCUGAUACAUACCAUUUUGAACUUAGAUCACAAAAUAAAUUCGGUUGGUCCGAAUAUUCGAUAGCAGAAUCAAUUGAAGGACCAAUGCCUUUGAUGUCAAAUGAUGUUGAAAGUGGAUAUAAUUUGCAAAAAGCAGGAAUCGGACCAAAUGGAGCAUCUUCAUCACAACCAAUAAUGUUUUUAUUAGCAUCACUUCUAGUCGUGUCAGUUCUUUGCAAAAAUCUUUAAUUCGCCUUCCACGUCAUUUUAAUCUACGUAGGUAAAUUGCUUCAGCCAAAGCAUAUUAUAGCAACGAACGGUAGAUUAUUUUUUAAAAAAUGUACCUGUAACAGGUGUUUUCCAUCAGUUUUGUUGGAAUAAUCGUCUUAGAGAGGCAGCAUAUAUUUUUCAUAUAUAUAUAAUUGAAAACGCAGCAAUUUUUUUUUUAGAAUAACAUCUCUUGUAAAUAAAACUAAAUAAUACGAUAAAUUGUCGUAUUGCGUCCAUGUAUAUUUUAGCUUUUACUUUAUUGAUAUUUAAACAAGUGAAAGAUUAUAUAUAUUAAUAAUAUAUGUACUCUAGAAUCUUUUUAUUUUAUUGUUCGAUUUUAAAACGUUCAAAUUGUCACUUUUUAAAAUGAUGACCUAAUAAUUUUUUAUUAUACACAAAAAAUUCUUUAUUUAUAAACAAAAAGAAUAAUUGAAAAUUAUAAUUUUGGAUUCUUUUGAAAAUUUUUUGGUUUCAAAGUGUAUCAAGUGCCUUUUUAUGAGAGUAUUCAGUUUGUAUUCAACAAGCUUCGUCACUCUUAUGGGUGUGCCAUUAAUUUUUAUACAUAUACAAACUGUCUGAAUAUGAGUCAAUGAGUUUUCACUGGUUAGCAGUGAAUGAACUAGUUAUGUAUGUACAGUCACUGGUAUAAUCAGUUACUUUCUCACUGAUUCAAAUUUAGAGCACUCUAACUCUCCUACGGCUUUUUCCCAUUACUUAAUACAAUGAAGCGUAAUUUUAUUAUAAAAUUCUGAUCAUUGCAAUUUUAUUAUAUUACUAAAAACAUGCAGAUUUAUUUUGAUUUUUGACAUAAAGGAAAUAUGUAUAUUUGGAAUAAACCGUAUUGGAGGAGUUAUUAAUAGAUCAAACUAACUAGAAACAAAGAAAGAUGCAAUAAAAAAAAUAUAUAUUUUUCAAUAUAAUAUAUAAUCUAAUUAAUAUUACAUUUUCAUAAAUUCUGCACUUUGAAAAAAUUAAUUAUCGAUCGACUCUACCAACUUACUGUUGUCUUAAAUAUACGCUUCCAAUUUUCAGGAAAUUCAUGUAGGUCGAAAAGAAAAAAUUUACAAUUAAACUUAUAUUCUAGAAUUAAAUUCUAGAUGUUAAAUGAAAGAAUUGUAUUAGAUUAAAAUUUUUAAUUGUAAAUAGUUAAUUACAUAAUACAAAAAAAAGAAUAAUUUUUUUACAAUACAGUUUCGAAGAAUAAAGAAUAUUUUUAUUAAAUAUGAAAUCCUGAAAAAUAUAUACAAAUAUCUCAUAGUAUUCACAACUCUAUAAUAGUCUACAUAUAUAAAAAUAUUAUUAUAAUUAUUAUUAUUAUUAUUAUUAUAUUGUAAUUUAUUUUUGUAUGCUUGAGAUAAUCGUAUUUUUCUUGCUGGCUUGAUAUCUUCCAAUUUUCAAAUAUAAAAGUUAUUCAUUUUUAGAUAAAUAAAAAAAAAAUUAAUUUCAAAAAUUUUCUUUCAAAUUAAAUUUGAAAAAAAUCUAUUGUAUGUUACCUAAGAUAUUUAAUGUAAUAUGUGUGUAUGUCUGUUUGUGUGAUUGUGUGACACGUAUUAUAAAUUGUAUGCAUGAAAAAUAAUUUGGCUAAUAUUAUUCCGUCAUUUAUAUUUCGACAAAAGUCAUCAUUUAAAAUAUAAAAUCAUGUUUUAAGAGAAAUUUUUUAAUAUAAUUAUUUUUAUUUCGUACUAAACAAACUUUGUUUCAAUUUUUUUUUUUUAAAUUAAUUAAUGACUUUAGUCGAAAUAUAAUGAAAUAUAAUUAUUAGUUAUAUUAAAUUUAAGCGUAAAAACUAAUAAUGUAAAUUACCGCUAAUCGUGCUUCUGUAUAGCUUCUGUAUACGGUAAUUUGUAUUAUACAUUUGCAAUUUUAUAUGUAGAUUUGAAUAGAGGAAAUAAUUAGUUCAGUUUAGGUCUGAUGUCGAUUGAGAGUUUCUUAUAAUAUGUACUAUUCAAAUACUAUUUGUAAAUUAUGUUUAUGCGUUAAUUUACGAAAUCUUCAUUAUUUUUGUGAUACAUUUAUAAAACGAUGAAAGGUUUUUUUUUUUUUUUUUUACUUAUAAUCCUUUUUUUUAAAGGUGUAUCACGCAUAGUAGUUCUUAUUGAAAAUUUCUUAGGUUUCAUAAAAUUCGAAUUCAAAUGAAAAAUCAAAAUAGAAAUUUUCAAUAAAUGCUAAGUACUUAUUUAGUUGACUUUCAUAAGACUUUUUAUCGCCAAAUGUAUUCAAAAGAGCUAAACAGACAAAUUAUUUUACUUUAAGCAGGGAAUAAUUUUAAAAAUGUACUGAAAUUUGUAAAAGAUAUUUUGAAACAUUAUAUAUAUAUUAUAUAAAUUAGCAAUACAAUGUCAUAUAAGAUGCAAUAUUUCAAUUGAAGUCAACCAACAUUUGAAAUGAAUUUAUUUAAAAUUAAUUCCGUUCCAUUUCUCUGGCGGAAUGCUUACCAUUGCCUUAAUGUUAUAAAGUUGUAUAACCUUAUAAAAGAAUAAAAAAAAUAUAUGAGAA
Messenger RNA from Leptopilina boulardi, 4290 nucleotides. RefSeq names its product neural cell adhesion molecule 1-A-like. Gene Ontology annotation, molecular function: protein binding. The record is from RefSeq and is a predicted model, not a curated record. The transcript is spliced from 11 exons. Lineage: Eukaryota; Metazoa; Arthropoda; Insecta; Hymenoptera; Figitidae. The coding region runs from base 280 to 1773 and encodes 497 amino acids.